This is a messenger RNA of Diorhabda sublineata, 903 nucleotides long. RefSeq lists its product as uncharacterized. The transcript has a single exon. Bases 1 to 903 code for a protein of 300 amino acids. Lineage: Eukaryota; Metazoa; Arthropoda; Insecta; Coleoptera; Chrysomelidae. The record is from RefSeq and is a predicted model, not a curated record.
AUGUCCAAUCAAAACAAAAUUAAACGUACUUCAGCAAAAAGCUCUUUAACAAAAUUCACUAAAUACUUUCAAACUAUAAAGGAUGAUGAUGAUAUAGAUUUACUUGAUUUGCAACAACGCCUAACAAAGGCAGAAACACUUUUUGAAGACUUUCACAAUGCGCAACUUGCUAUCGAAUCUGAAGAUCCUGAUUUUGAAAUAAAUUAUGACACAGUACACUCUCCUGUGAGAGAACAAUUUGAAAAUGAAUUUUAUAAAAUAACUUCUGCUGUUAAGAAAUUCAUUAUGUUACACGAAACACAUGAACAUACAAGUAUACAUGGAAAUGACAGUAAUUAUCCAAACAAUACUACAAUACAUACAAAUAUUCGCUUACCACAACUAAAUUUGCCCACAUUUGAUGGCUCUUUAGACCAAUGGUUGUUUUUUAGAGACAGUUUCAAGUCAAUCAUUCAUGAUAACUCUACAAUGACAAAUGUACAAAAAUUUCAUUAUUUGAGGCUAUCUGUUCAAGGUACAGCUGCAGACAAAAUCAAAUCAUUACAAAUUUGCGAAGCAAACUAUAACAUAACAUGGAAGUUACUCUGUGAUAGAUUUGAAGAUAAACAAUCUUUGAUAAAAAAUCACAUAAAAAGUUUAUUUCAAUUACCCACACUAACAAAAGAAUCUCAUGAAGGUCUCAAUUUUAUUCUUGACAGUGUAGAGAAAAACCUCAAUGCUUUAAAUGUUUUAGAGAGACCAACAGAUCAUUGGGAUGAUUUACUUGUAUACUUAAUUACUACAAAAUUUGAUCAUAUCACCCAUCGAGCAUGGGAAACACGCAAUGAUGCUACUAAAAUACCCACCUUGAAGGAAUUAUUAAAAUUCAUUGAGGAACGUUGUAGAGUCCUGCAACUCAAAUGA